UAACUCAUAUUUCUAUGUGAAUGUGUUCGAUUCUCCCAAAAAGUUACAUAUUGUAGCAAGGGCCAGGUCGCAUCACCAGCCAGAGGGCGCUCAGUUUCAGAUGAUUUUAUUUUGGAGAGGAAGUUAAUAGUAGGUGGUUUGAGAGGAAUCGGAGAAACAUAAGCCGUUUAUAAUCGCAAUGGAAACACAUGAUGUUGUUUAAUUCACUUGCAUUUGACUUGCGGAGUGCACAGUUUGGCUACUUUGAAUCGCGGUCGUAUAAGCGAGCUGCUGAAAGCGAUGGUUAAAGUUUGAGACCGAUCGAAUCAAAAUCAAGACGAUGAGACAAAAAAGAGACGAUCGUUGAAGAGGAUUAAAAGCGCCCGGAAACCUUUAUUUAUCUCUUCUUUGGUCAGAUUCUGCUCACUUAAUUCAUUAUUGGUGACCAGUUCCCUGGUGUUUUGUUUUUCAAAAUGUACAAGAUGUAAAUCCACAGCCAUGUGGUUUAUUUUCUUUCCAUAGCUCAUAUUUCUCUAAGGAGGCUAAUUUUAGUAAAGAAAAAAAGGGUUGGAUUUCAUCCCUCUGCUUCCUACAACAGACAUCUGUUACCAGUUGAAGUAUCAUUCCCUCUGAAAAUAGCAGCAAACAGGAAAUUGCUCACACACUGAAGUCUCUUCAGGUUCCCGUGUGAGGUCAUAAAGAUGGGACACGGCGGUGUGGGGAGCAAAGCUGGCGCUGGCGGCUGACAGGCCCCUCCAGUGGCCAAUCAGGAUGCAUGUUUCCUCAAUGGGUGUCAGCAAGCUCUGCUUCCUGUUCUCCCUGGCUCUCUGUGCCCUGUUGCUCCUCAUCCCCACCCUCCAGCCCUCACAGCAUCAGGGGGACCGGCCCCGGCCCCGGGCCCACAACAAGCCUGCCCGGCACCCUGGACGUCUGGUGGUUCCUCUCCAGACAGAUAUGGGGAAAGUGACAGUGGGGCGUAAUGGGAUUGAUGGUGACUCUAUGGGGCAGAGUACACCAAGAGAGACCAAGAGGACUGUGGAUGGGGACUGGGUGUAUACAGCUCGUCAAACUGACACCCAGGGCGCUGGGAAGCAUAUAGACUCUCAGACAGGGUCAGAGGGGGACUUCCUCCACAGAACUGGGGGUGUGACGGGGGCUGGAGGGUCUCGGCGCAGGAACCCUCUGGAGCUGAAAGACAUUUUCAUAGCGGUGAAGACCACCAGGAAGUACCACAAGUCCAGAUUGGAUCUGCUGUUCCAGACCUGGGUGUCCAAAGCCAAAGAACAGACCUUUAUAUUCACAGAUGGGGAGGAUCAGGAGCUGAGGAGGAGAGCAGGGGCUAACGUCAUCAACACCAACUGUUCAGCAGCACACACGCGACAGGCCCUGUGCUGUAAGAUGUCUGUGGAAUACGACAAGUUCAUCGAGUCACAGAGGAAGUGGUUCUGCCAUAUGGAUGAUGACAACUAUGUGAUUGUACCCAGUCUGCUGAAGCUGCUGUCCUCCUACCACCACACGCAGGAUGUUUAUCUGGGCCGGCCCAGCCUUGACCACCCCAUAGAGGCCGCAGAGAGGGUCAAGAGUGACGGAUCUGUGUCAGUGAAGUUCUGGUUUGCUACAGGAGGAGCAGGGUUCUGUAUCAGUCGUGGUCUGGCCCUCAAGAUGAGUCCAUGGGCUAGUCUGGGCAACUUCAUCAGCACGGCGGAGAAGAUCCGUCUCCCCGACGACUGCACCAUGGGUUACAUCAUUGAGGCGCUGCUGGAGGUGACACUGACACACACCCACCUCUUCCACUCCCACCUGGAGAACCUGCAGAGGCUUCCCACAGACACCGUGCUGGAGCAGGUCACUUUGAGCUACGGGGGAUUUGAGAACAGGAGGAAUGUGAUCAGCAUUGGAGGAGUCUUCUCUCUGGUGGAGGACCCGUCACGGUUUAAGACUGUCCACUGCCUCCUCUACCCAGAGACUGACUGGUGUCCUAGUAUGGGUCACCAUUGAUGACCACUACAGUACAUCAUAUCUACAAUACUUCCUACCGGCCUGGUUGACUGGUGUCCUAGUAUGGGUCACCAUUGAUGACCACUACAGUACAGCAUAUCUACAAUACUUCCUACCGGCCUGGUUGACUGGUGUCCCUGUGUAUGCUAGCUAUAUCAUUGCCAUGGCAAAAUUAUUACAAGGCCAAACAGGUUCACUGGCAGCCAGGCUAACCCUACAGAACCACUUCACUCAGAUCAAAUGGCUAGACAUCUGUGGGUCUUUGAGAGGACAUGAGGCGAGAGAAGAUGAGGUAACUGGAGUGAGGAUUGCUUUGGUCAUGGUGGGAUGAUGAAGAAACACCCCACUACUCUUUAUUAUCACUAGUGUACCCUCCAGUCAACGCAGGAAGUUGCCACUGUUGGCUGUUGCCAUAUCGAUGAUUCACCACUCAUUGCUUUUGUUGUAGCUUUGAAUCCCAAACAUACGAUUGUGGUCCAGAUAUACAGUGGGGAAAAAAUAAAGUAUUUAGUCAGCCACCAAUUGUGCAAGUUCUCCCACUUAAAAAAGGUACACUUCAUCUAUGACAUCUAUGAAAAAGGUACACUUCAACUAUGACAGACAAAAUGAGAGAAGAAAAAUCCAGAAAAUCACAUUGUAGGAUUUUUAAUUUAUUUAUUUGCAAAUUAUGGUGGAAAAUAAGUAUUUGGUCACCUACAAACAAGCAAGAUUUCUGGCUCUCACAGACCUGUAACUUCUUUAAUAAGAAGCUCCUCUGUCCUCCACUCAUUACCUGUAUUAAUGGCACCUGUUUGAACUUGUUAUCAGUAUAAAAUACACCUGUCCACAACCUCAAACAAUCACACUCCAAACUCCACUAUGGCCAAGACCAAAGAGCUGUCAAAGGACACCAGAAACAAAAUUGUAGACCUGCACCAGGCUGGGAAGACUGAAUCUGCAAUAGGUAAGCAGCUUGGUUUGAAGAAAUCAACUGUGGGAGCAAUUAUUAGGAAAUGGAAGACAUACAAGACCACUGAUAAUCUCCCUCGAUCUGGGGCUCCACGCAAGAUCUCACCCCGUGGGGUCAAAAUGAUCACAAGAACGGUGAGCAGAAAUCCCAGAACCACACGGGGGGACCUAGUGAAUGACCUGCAGAGAGCUGGGACCAAAGUAACAAAGCCUACCAUCAGUAACACACUACGCCGCCAGGGACUCAAAUCCUGCAGUGCCAGACGUGUCCCCCUGCUUAAGCCAGUACAUGUCCAGGCCCGUCUGAAGUUUGCUAGAGAGCAUUUGGAUGAUCCAGAAGAAGAUUGGGAGAAUGUCAUAUGGUCUAAAAUAUAACUUUUUGGUAAAAACUCAACUCGUCAUGUUUGGAGGACAAAGAAUGCUGAGUUGCCUCCAAAGAACACCAUACCUACUGUGAAGCAUGGGGGGUGGAAACAUCAUGCUUUGGGGCUGUUUUUCUGCAAAGGGACCAGGACGACUGAUCCGUGUAAAGGAAAGAAUGAAUGGGGCCAUGUAGUGAGAUUUUGAGUAAAAACCUCCUUCCAUCAGCAAGGGCAUUGAAGAUGAAACGUGGCUGGGUCUUUCAGCAUGACAAUGAUCCCAAACACACCACCCGGGCAACGAAGGAGUGGCUUCGUAAGAAGCAUUUCAAGGUCCUGGAGUGGCCUAGCCAGUCUCCAGAUCUCAACCCCAUAGAAAAUCUUUGGCGGGAGUUGAAAGUCUGUGUUGCCCAGCAACAGCCCCAAAACAUCACUGCUCUAGAGGAGAUCUGCAAGGAGGAAUGGGCCAAAAUACCAGCAACAGUGUGUGAAAACCUUGUGAAAACGUUUGACCUCUGUCAUUGCCAACAAAGGGUAUAUAACAAAGUAUUGAGAUAAACUUUUGUUAUUGACCAAAUACUUAUUUUCCACCAUAAUUUGCAAAUAAAUUCAUUAAAAAUCCUACAAUGUGAUUUUCUGGAUUUUUUUUCUCAUUUUGUCUGUCAUAGUUGAAGUGUACCUAUGAUGAAAAUUACAGGCCUCUCAUCUUUGUAAGUGGGAGAACUUGCAGAAUUGGUGGCUGACUAAAUACUUUUUUGCCCCACUGUAUCUUUGAAGAAGUAUUAAUGUAUUUAGAUGACUGUUGAAAAGGUACCUUAAGAUGCUGAACAUGGUGAAAUGUAAAUGUAUUUGCUUUUACGUCCCAAAAAUGUACUGGACUGGUGUUUUAUUAUGAGGGCUGAUGACCAGAAAUCAUCAGAGGUGAAUAUCUGAUAUCAGUGUUACAUUAAGUAAUGCCUGAGAGCCGUUUGUGAUUGUUUAACGGAGUCAAGAACGUAGCGUAAGCUCACUCCACAGCUUGCUUGAAAUGAUCCUUUUGUAUAGGUCAAACGUGUGUUUGCGAGCAGAGGAUCACUAGUCGCCUGGUAUGGGGACAGGGACAGUGGAGGAAGCCAUACUGUUAGCAGCAUAUUGAGGUUCACUUUAGACAACCCUUGAUGUGCCCCUCAUGUCCUGAAGUUAAUUUCUUACCAGAAGAGGUUUCAAACUGGUGUCUGUACAUGUGUGUGUGCAACCUAACUACUCAGUCAGAAUGAUUUUAACGUCUUAUAGCCAAAGAUGAUGCCAGUGCCUUAUGUUUCAGUCAACUAGACUUUGGAAAUGCACAUGACAAAUGUUUUAAAGGAAUGAAACUGUGAUCAUACUGUAUGAAUAAAACACACACACACACACACACACAGCCCUGCAGUAACCAAAACAGACUCUGAACAUGAGCACACUAUCUUAAAGAUCAUUCAUGAGGUAUUUGUUGUUGCCUCUAAGUGUUUCCCACAAUGCAUGUUACAAGUUAUUUCUCUGUCAAAAAGACGUUUUGCACUCUUCUCAAUUCCUGUGUAUAAUAUUUGUGUAUUAAAAGUUACGGUAGUGUUGUAAUGUGUGAGCUUGAGCUGGAAGUACAUGUAUUUUCCUGAUGGCUCACGCUCUCCCUUUUUGCACAAAAACACUAGAAUCCAAAACCAGAAUCUCUUUCCCCGCUGCAGGUCAGUGUCAGAGAGGGAGAUAGGAGUCUGACUCCAGUCAGGAUGUGAUUUUUUUCCUCAUCUUCUGUCCUCCUUUUUACCGUUGAUGUAUUAUUUUGUGUUGAAUAAAGCACGUUUUGCAGCAUUACAAAACAA
This is a messenger RNA of Oncorhynchus nerka (sockeye salmon), 5119 nucleotides long. Its product is annotated as beta-1,3-N-acetylglucosaminyltransferase radical fringe-like. NCBI's taxonomy places the organism in Eukaryota, Metazoa, Chordata, Actinopteri, Salmoniformes, Salmonidae. The coding region runs from base 751 to 1977 and encodes 408 amino acids. Gene Ontology annotation, molecular function: O-fucosylpeptide 3-beta-N-acetylglucosaminyltransferase activity. The transcript is spliced from 10 exons. The record is from RefSeq and is a predicted model, not a curated record. Gene Ontology annotation, biological process: regulation of Notch signaling pathway. Gene Ontology annotation, cellular component: membrane.